This is a messenger RNA of Erinaceus europaeus (western European hedgehog), 1365 nucleotides long. RefSeq names its product cysteine rich with EGF like domains 2 (gene CRELD2). The coding region runs from base 8 to 1051 and encodes 347 amino acids. The record is from RefSeq and is a predicted model, not a curated record. The transcript has 10 exons. Gene Ontology annotation, molecular function: calcium ion binding. NCBI's taxonomy places the organism in Eukaryota, Metazoa, Chordata, Mammalia, Eulipotyphla, Erinaceidae.
ACCCGCCAUGCGCCCGCCGGCUCCGGCCACGCUGGGGCUAUUGCUGCUGCCCCUGUUGAUGCUGCCGGGGGAGGCUGACAAGAAGCCGACGCCCUGCCAGAGCUGCCGGGAGCUGGUGGACAAGUUCCAUCAGGGGAUGGUGGACACAGCAAAGAAAAACUUUGGUGGCGGGAACACUGCGUGGGAGGAGAAGACUCUGUCCAAGUAUGAGUCCAGUGAGGUCCGCCUGCUGGAGAUCCUGGAGCGCCUGUGUGGGAGCAGCGACUUCGAGUGCAACAGGAUGCUGGAGGAGCACGAGGAGCAACUGGAGGCCUGGUGGCUCCGGCUGAAGAAGGACUAUCCUGACUUAUUUGAAUGGUUUUGUGUGAAAACACUGAAAUUUUGCUGUUCACCAGGAACUUACGGACCAGACUGCCUCGCGUGCCAGGGUGGCCCCAAGCGUCCUUGUAGUGGCAAUGGGCGCUGCAGCGGAGAUGGCAGUAGGCAGGGAGAUGGGUCCUGCCAGUGCCAUAUGGGCUACAAGGGGGCUCUGUGUACCGACUGCGUCGAUGGCUACUUCAGCUCACUGAGGAACGAGACGCACAGCAUCUGCACAGCCUGCGAUGAGUCCUGUAAGACGUGUACUGGCCCCACCAACCGUGACUGCAACCAGUGUGAAGGGGGCUGGGUACUGGAGGGUGACGCCUGCCUAGAUGUGGAUGAGUGUGCGGCCGAGACGCCUCCUUGCGAGUUAAGUCAGUUUUGCAAGAACAUCAACGGCUCCUACUACUGUGAAGAAUGUGAUUCCACCUGUGUGGGCUGCACAGGGAAAGGCCCGGAGCAGUGUAAAGACUGCAUCCCUGGCUACACAAAAGAAAACGGCCAGUGUACAGACAUAGAUGAAUGUUCACUUGAAGAAAAAGCAUGCAUGAGAAAAGGUGAAAACUGCUACAACACACCGGGAAGUUUCGUCUGCGUGUGUCCUGACGGCUUUGAAGAAACAGAAGACGCCUGUGUGAAGACCGAGGUGCAAGGAGGUGGAAAACCUCAUGGCCUUUUGUUCUGGGAUUGAACACAUCUCUGUUUGUUUUCUGACAGAAGAAAGCGCAACACAAGCACCCUCCCAUGAAGAUUUAUGACAUGCGCGCGUCAGAGCUGGAAGUCACACCUGCCCUUUAAAUUAAAUUAUUGAGACUGAAAAAGACACCGUGUCCACCUGUUUCCUCCAAGGUGGCUGGGGAGAAGCUGUCGUCAUUGAAACCUUUGAUGCUCAUUUGGCCCUUUUUAAAAAAGCUGCAUUUUUCUUGGUGGUUUUUAAACAGAUACAUAUAUUUUGAUACUGUUCUUUAUAAUAAAAUUGACCAUCGGAGGUAGUCAGGCACAGAA